AUGCAACCGCCUCAAGUAUGGUUCAUCACUGGGGCGUCCUCUGGCUUUGGACGUUGCAUGACAGACAUCGUCCUCCGGAAUGGAGACAUCGCCGUCAGCACGCUGAGGAAGCCUGAAGUUCUCGCAGAUCUCGCUCGCGCGUACCCGGAGGACAGGCUACUCAUCCUCAAGCUUGACGUGACUAAACCCCAAGAGAUACAGGAUUACUUUGCAGAGGCGGAGAGAAAGUGCGGUCGUAUCGAUGUGGUCUUCGACAAUGCUGGGUACGGGAUCAUCGGAGAGAUAGAAAGCACUCCGGAGCAUAUCGCACGCGAACUAUUUGACGUUGAUUUUUGGGGAGCCGUGAAUGUCAAUAAAGAAGCAAUCCGUGUGUUCCGGGACGUGAACCAACCGCGGGGUGGGAAACUACUCCAAAUGUCUUCCCGAUGUGGGGUUGAAGGAGGUCCGCUUAUUGGCUUCUACCACGCUGCUAAAUUUGCAUUCGAAGGUUUCAGCGAGUCUCUUGCUGCUGAACUUGACCCAGAGUGGAACAUCCAGAUCACGCUCAUUGAGCCUGGGUAUUUCUACACUGGCUCAGUUGGUCAUGCUGUACGAGUCCCGCUACAUCCCGCAUAUAGCAAUCCUGCGUUGCCAGCUACAACUUUACGCGGAUUUAUCGAUGGCGGACCAGCCGGUGGAGAUGCAAUGAAGGCUACCACUAUGAUGUAUCGUCUCGCAUCGCUUCCUCUACUCCCGCUCCAAUUUCCGCUAGGUCAAGAUGCCUUGGAGACGAUUAAACGAAAGACUACAAGGCUGAUAACAGAUACGAGCGAGUACGAAGCAUGGUCGAAGGGGCUCGAGAGAGACUCGUGA
Molecule: messenger RNA, 852 nt
Organism: Laetiporus sulphureus 93-53
Lineage: Eukaryota; Fungi; Basidiomycota; Agaricomycetes; Polyporales; Laetiporaceae
Product: NAD(P)-binding protein
Exons: 4
Coding region: 1-852 (283 amino acids)
Source: RefSeq, a predicted model, not a curated record